CCAAAAUCAAAACACAAGAGCAAAAUCACUUAGAUAAACCUGUUUGUCAAAAUGAAGGUUGUAUUUGUAUCAGUUUUCCUUUUCCUGGCUGUGUCAGUCUUGACAACUGAUGGCAAAGAGUCAUCAAAAGGCUUAACCUGUGAGCAGGAAGUAGCCUUAGUGCAGCCAUGCGUGGAUUAUCUAACAAAGAAAACUGAGGCCCCUUCAACUUCUUGCUGCGAUGGGUUGAAAAAAAUCAUAUCUUCAUCACCUACAAAGAAAGAAAAACAAGCUGCAUGUAAGUGCCUUAAGAAAGCAGCCUCUGAAAUUCCUAACCUAUGCAAAGAAAGAGCCAACAAUCUUUGCAAAGAGUGCAAAAUCAAGGUCGAUAAUUUCAUACCCAAUGAUUUGGAUUGCGAAAAGAUUGUUUAAGCUGAAGGCGAUGCUAAAAGCAGUGGAUUAUGCUUUAUGGAAUUUGUUAUUUCUGUAAACAAAAUAAGAUUGUUUGUUGAACUUAUGUCCAUGAACAUUUAUGUUGGAAAUUAUCAUUAAUAAAUAUACUUUAUACAUGUUUUUGGUAUA
Molecule: messenger RNA, 561 nt
Organism: Vigna angularis (adzuki bean)
Lineage: Eukaryota; Viridiplantae; Streptophyta; Magnoliopsida; Fabales; Fabaceae
Product: non-specific lipid-transfer protein A
Exons: 2
Coding region: 52-411 (119 amino acids)
Biological process (GO): lipid transport
Cellular component (GO): membrane
Molecular function (GO): lipid binding
Source: RefSeq, a predicted model, not a curated record